Messenger RNA from Sitophilus oryzae (rice weevil), 1694 nucleotides. It is a transcript of the gene Faf2, whose product is annotated as FAS-associated factor 2. Bases 161 to 1501 code for a protein of 446 amino acids. The transcript is spliced from 5 exons. Gene Ontology annotation, molecular function: ubiquitin binding. Lineage: Eukaryota; Metazoa; Arthropoda; Insecta; Coleoptera; Curculionidae. Gene Ontology annotation, cellular component: endoplasmic reticulum. The record is from RefSeq and is a predicted model, not a curated record.
UUUUUCUUGUCAUGUAUGUCGAUUCGUUCGUAAUGGUGAUGUGACGUUUCAAAUUUUUUGAUAAUAACUUUAUAAGCUCUAUUUUUUUCAUUAAUUUUCUAUGCAUUGAAAUAGCAACAAUAACUUCGGUGGCUUUAGCUAAAUUUUAUCACUUUCAAGGAUGGAUUACAGCGAAAAUGAGAGUCUAGGUCUUUCCACUGAACAGACAGAAAAAGUUUUACAAUUUCAAGAUCUUACUGGAAUAGAAGAUAUUACGAUAUGCAGAGAUGUUUUACAAAGACAUCAGUGGAAUUUAGAAGUUGCAGUCCAAGAACAAUUAAACAUUCGCGAAGGCAGGCCUUCAGUAUAUGCUUCAGAAUCUAGGCCUCCCGCAGUUGUAAGUGAUCUUUUAGGGCAAUUAGUGUACCAUGCACCUCCAAGUGAUGGUUCUGGGACCGGAUUCAGAAGGUUUUUUAAGGCCUUUGUUGGAUUUAUGUGGAAUGUAUGUUAUAAUACAAUUGUGACCUUUUUGCAAAUAACAAGAAGGCUGUUAGGUUUAGAAUAUAGACCAAGAACAGACCCUCUGCAAGAAGUUCUAGAAUUCGUUCACUUCUAUGAAGAAAAGUAUGGAUGUGAACAUCCAGUUUUCUAUCAGGGCACAUUUUCACAAGUUCUCAACGAUGCUAAACGUGAAUUACGCUUCUUAGCUGUCUAUCUCCAUGAGCCUGAAGCUUCAGAUGCAGAUUUAUUUUGUAGAGAAACUUUAGCUAACCCAGAAGUAAUAAGAUAUAUUAACAACAAUUUUUUAUUCUGGGCAUGUUCCGCUAAAACUGAUGAAGGAAGGCGUACAAUUAAUGCUGUAAGAGCUAGUUAUUUUCCUUUUAUGGCCCUAAUGGUUUUAAAGGAAAACAAAAUGACAAUUGUGGGCCGGUUGCAAGGGUUUACAGAUGCUAAUAUUUUUCUUCAAAGAAUGCAUACUGUAGUAAGUGAAUUUGAAAUCAAUUUAGUUCAAGCAAGAGCUGAUAGGUUUGAGCAGAGUGUAAAUAGAUCAAUAAGACAACACCAGGAUGAAGCAUUUUUAGAGAGCUUACGAGCAGACCAAGAAAAAGAAAGAUUAAGAGAGGAAAGGAGAAAGGCUGAAGAGGAAGUUAGACGACAGUUAGAAGAAGAAGCAAGGCAAGAAGAAGAAAGAAAAGAAGCACUUCAAAGAGAGAAAAUAGAGUCAGUAACAAAAGUUCCAUCAGAGCCAGAUGUGACCCAUCCCGAUGUUGUGCAUGUAGUUUUUAAGUUACCUUCUGGGAACAGGUUAGAAAGAAGAUUUCUAAAGUCACAUUCACUUGAGCAUGUAUUUUACUUUGUGUUCUGCCAUCCACAUUCACCAGAUUCAUUUGAGAUAACUACAAACUUUCCAAAAAGAGUACUACAGUGUCGACCUGCACACGAAAAAGAAAAGGUUCAAACAUUAGAGCAAGCAGGAUUAAAAAAUAGAGAAGUUCUUUUUAUAAAUGACCUAGAUGCAUAAUUGUAUCAAUCACUAUUACUUACUUAACUUCUAUAAAGUACCAAAUUAUGUUGGUAUUGCCAUGAAGAAAACAAGAAUUUCAUAAAAUUAAGAUUUUUAUAUGUUCUUUAAUAAAUGUGAUAUAAUACUUUGUUAGUAGUUUGUACUACUAAUUCUUUAUAAUGAUUGUAUAUAAAAUAUACAAUUUCACUUU